Messenger RNA from Fusarium odoratissimum NRRL 54006, 3270 nucleotides. RefSeq lists its product as uncharacterized. Gene Ontology annotation, cellular component: nucleus. Lineage: Eukaryota; Fungi; Ascomycota; Sordariomycetes; Hypocreales; Nectriaceae. Gene Ontology annotation, biological process: regulation of DNA-templated transcription. The coding region runs from base 1636 to 2517 and encodes 293 amino acids. Gene Ontology annotation, molecular function: DNA-binding transcription factor activity, RNA polymerase II-specific; RNA polymerase II cis-regulatory region sequence-specific DNA binding. The transcript is spliced from 2 exons. The record is from RefSeq and is a predicted model, not a curated record.
GUUGAUGUCCUCUGCCUUAUUACCAAACGCAUCGACUCCACUCACCUUACUUCUUCAUCUUCGUCGAUAGACACGCCUUUAGAGACCCCUGUCAUUGCGAUAUUGCUGCCGACACCCCUCCCCAUGCUCCUCGAUGCCUGCUCCUAGACCAUCCUGUUCGUUCAAGCUCGUGCUUCUUGAUGGGUUUCUUCGUCACAUAGGUACAUUAUAGGCCAGGCUUCCGGUUAAGACACACCAUGUUCACCGUUUCGUGGAGAUGUAAUCAGACCCUGAUUUCCUCACUGCAUCUUCCUCUCCCCACACCGUUACGUUGUUACUGCGUCGCCUCUUUUCGACCCGACAAGUUCUUUUGGACCUUGAGUCUAAUAAUAUUCUCCGGGCUCAACUUUCUUUUCUUUUUCGAUUGUUCCAGAGUCCACUUCUUGGCCUUAUUCAGCUUGGGUUCUCAUCCACCUCCGGUUCUACUGUCUGGACCUCGGUCAAGACUAACAACAACAAGAAUAGGAAGAGAAAGAAGCAAGGCGGUCCGUAACGUGGGUCCAUAUCCUGCGCAUAAGUAACAUCUCCUGGAGGUUAUACUAAGUCAGUAGGGGCCCAGCGGAAGAUCUGACCGAGUUUUCUCUUACUCAAAGUGAAAGACCCUCGAAGAUCUUCUUUUUGCCUCCUACCUAUUGCCAUCUCAUCUAUUCUCUACUCUCCCCACGGCUUUCGAUAACAGCUUCUGAGAUAACAAGCCUUACCUUGGCCUCAUUUACCUCGAUUGGCGCCCCACGACUUGCUCUGCCUCACCAUAUCAUCCUAUUUGCAUCCAUUGGCUGAAGAGAACCCUGGACAUCACCAAUCACAUUGCCAUCUGCCCAUCAACGCCUUGGAGCCACGCUUUAUGAUCUGAACAGCCAUCACUGUUGCCUCCCGAGACAGUUCUUUCUCCUUUUGCAUCUUUGUGGCAACCCGGUACCUGACAGAGCCCAACUGUAUCGAUACCUAACCCAGCUGCCCACCACUACGCAUCAGUCAAUACGAGAAGGCCUCCAUUACUACACUUCAAGACUUAUAGACACUAAGGGCGACAUCAACACAAGUGAAUUCAUUCCCGGAGGUUUCAAGGAGAAAACUAAUUACCUCACCUCGAUCUCACGAACAUAGUUCACGCACCUCCAGCCGACUCAACCAUCUGUACAGUGGAAAGAAACAUAGGGGUUUCGUGACACCCGAUAUACAACGCUUUUAAGCAGCACCAGGCUUCUCGGAGCCGCUGAAACAGACAUUUCUUCGCCAACACAACCAGAAACAGUCGCCGAGCUGGCCCAACUCAAGAGCGAGUCUCCACUCUGCCUCUUGCGGGCAGAGUUACCGCCAUCCAUCGUGGGUGUAGAAGACCGUCUCGAGCGGGGGCGUACGCCUCGCUCAUAUGCUAACGGUCCAUACGCGGGAAGACUGGAUGGCCAGACUGUCGCGUUAGACUUUGCUGCUCUUCUGAAGGCAUCUGGAUCUCAUGAGGCUCCUGUCUCGCCGCUUCACCAGACCCAGCCUGUUCCAGCUCCCACUUAUCAGCCAUUUCCUCCCAAGGCAUCGCCAGCUCCACCACGGCCUGUUGCGCAUGUGGCGCCACCACCGCAGGUAGCUUCGACACAGAUGUCUGGAAGACGCGGCAUGCACCCCCAUGCUACAGAUCAGCCACCCGUGAAGAAGCAGAGCAAGUGGUCACCGGAGGAAGAUGCCCUUAUCAUCGAGCUUCGAGGACGCAAUAUGAAGUGGGAGGAUAUCUCAAAGCGUCUGCCUGGCCGGAGUGCCAUCAGCUGCCGCCUACACUACCAGAACUACCUCGAAAGACGGAGUGAAUGGGACGAAGAGCGCAAGAAUAAACUGGCCAGACUUUACGAGAGGUUCAAACCAGAAAUGUGGGCAAAAGUUGCAGAAGAGAUGGCAGUGCCCUGGCGAGCAGCAGAGGCCAUGCAUUGGCAGCUUGGUGAGGCAGAUAUGGCUAGACGUGCAGGCGUUAUCCCUUUCUCUCUAGCUGCAGUCAAUGUCGAGGGAAACAACAGUCACAGGAGCUCCCCCUCACGCAGCCACAUCCACUCGCAGCCCCAAGUCAGCAUGCCUCGCGAUCUUGGAGCACCAUCGCCUCGAGUUGUGUACAACAGACCUCCACCAAUGCCUGCCAGCAGCCGAACUAUGGUUCCCCGCCGAGAGUCGAUUCCUCCGCCGCCUCCUUUGUCCAUGGUUCCAGAUCCUGCUGAAGCUCAGUAUGUACCAGGGCCAGGUUUGGCCCCGAUCCAGAACCAGCCACCACCUCGGACAGCUGGUAUGCUUCCUGGGGUUGCUGAACUUACUGGAGGAGUCAGCCCCUAUAGUACACCUGCUGCAGUGCCUAACAUGGGACCUAUAACCGGGGUAGGUCAAGGCCCUCUGUAUUCAACACUCGCCGGUUACUCGAUGGAAUCGGCCGGGUCCAAACGAAGAGCUUCCCCAGAUGAAUAUCCGCACGAGGCGAACCAGCGGCGCCGGAUUACAUAGCCUGCCAUGGUUGAGGCAACUGUACUAUAUGAGCGCUUGAUGAGUGAUCCUUGAGUCUUCCAGGACAUUUGUCUUGCAUCUCGUCUCAUAAGGCGACAAUUUUUGGGUUAUUAAGUGCGGUAAAGAAUGUACGACUUAUUAUGAUGGUGUUGAGAACACGGGGUUGCAUAACUACACGGACAGGAACAGAACAACAUUUUUUAACUUAUCGGCAAUCUAUUGCCUUCGGGUCUGAUUGAAGCAUACCCAGGAACACAAUAGCAUAUGGGUUUUAACGACGGAACGGAAUGGAUUGGACAGGAUGGAAUGUGGACAUGACUUAAUGUAAAGAAAAUCUUGUUGGGGAAACCAUUGGUGUGUUUUUUCUUCUCAUUUCGGUUCUUUGAAUUGUCUUUUUUAUUAUGUUUAUGUUUUUGUAUCACAAUUUGCAUUGACCAGAGGCAUCUGCAUGGCAAUGGAUACUGGUUGUUUGAGGACCUAGCAAUGGAAGCAUCAGAAAGGGUGAGGUCAAGGAUGACCUCAGGAAACCGGAGUUGAAAGAGAGACAGUGUUGUUUUGUUGCACAGCGUUUGCAUUUUACCUGUUUAGUAUCCCUUUUCCCAUUGAUAGACACAUAUGGAGAUGUGAUAGAGAAGAUAUCGGUGUAGAUGGAUUGUACAGUUAGCGUUAUUACCUUAGUUGAGCAAUAUCUUGAAUAUAUUACCAGCCUGAAGACGGCCAAGUACUCUUCCAUGGUUGGACAAGAGCGAAACA